GCUUGAUUACAAAGCAAUGGCGGACACAAACCCAUUCCUUCCUGUCACCAGCUCCGGCUACACUCAUCUCCCUGAUGAGUCCCACCAAACUAACGCUCCGGUUAUCCGGCGUCGGAGACCAUUUAAAGAGCACCUGAUAGUGGUUAUUGGGCUGUUAGCAUUAGGCUUGUUUGUGGCAUUCAUAGGUUACAAGGCAUCAAGUAAUGGCCAUGUGCAUGACAAUGAAAAUGGCUCCUUCCAAGCUUUGUCCAGGGAACCUCAAACUAAUCCAUUAGUGUCACGUGGUCCAACAACCGGAGUGUCAGAGAAGGCAAACCGCGUCAGGGGACCCAAAAGUUCACAGCACGCGUCGCGUGGGCCGGCUGCUGGCGUGUCCGAAAAGUCGAACCUUGUAGGAAACAAUUUGCGGUCGUAUCCGUGGGACAUUAGCAUGCUGUCAUGGCAAAGAACGUCUUUCCAUUUUCAGCCUGAGAAGAACUGGAUGAAUGAUCCCAAUGGUCCGAUGUUUUACAAGGGAUGGUAUCACUUCUUCUAUCAGUACAAUCCAAAAGGUGCAGUGUGGGGAAACAUUGUCUGGGGUCAUGCUGUAUCAAAGGACUUGAUCAAUUGGAUGCACUUACCCUUAGCCAUAGUCUCUGAUAAGUGGUACGACAUCAACGGCGUCUGGACAGGGUCAGCUACCAUCCUCCCUGAUGGCCAAGUCAUCAUGUUAUACACUGGAUGCACCAACGAAUCUGUCCAGGUUCAAAAUCUUGCUUAUCCAGCCGAUGCUUCUGAUCCUUUGCUCAUCAAUUGGGUCAAAUACUCUAAUAACCCUGUUCUAGUUCCGCCACCAGGCAUCAAUGACAAGGAUUUCCGAGACCCGACAACCGCAUGGUUAACUGCUGAGGGGAAGUGGCGGAUUAUAAUUGGGUCCAAGAUGGGUAGAGAAGGGAUUGCUCUAGUUUAUGACACCAAUGACUUCAAAACCUAUGAAAUUGAAGGGAUUCUCCAUGCCGUCCCAGGUACCGGAAUGUGGGAGUGUGUUGAUCUUUUCCCCGUAUCAACUGAAGAGUCAAAUGGUUUGGCUACAUUGGCUAAUGGCCCUGGAGUGAAGCAUGUGAUCAAGGCAAGCCUGGAUGAUGACAGAAAUGACUACUAUGCUAUUGGGACUUACUAUGACAAGAACCACACAUGGGUUCCGAACAAUCCAAGUAUCGACAUCGGGAUCGGAAUUAGAUACGAUUACGGCAUAUUCUACGCCGCCAAGACAUUCUAUGAUCAGGAUAAAGAGAGGAGAAUCUUGUGGGGUUGGAUUGGAGAAUCUGAUAGUGAAGCUGCAGAUGUGAAGAAGGGAUGGGCUUCCCUUCAGAGUAUUCCGAGGACCAUUUUGAUGGACAGGAAAACAGGUACCAAUCUAAUUCAAUGGCCAGUGGAGGAGGUGGAGAGUUUAAGAGUAAACAACACGGAUUUUGACAGGGUGGAGAUGAAAGCAGGGGAAACAAUUCCACUAGAUGUGGGAUUAGCCACACAGUUGGAUAUCAUUGCAGAGUUUGAGAUAGAUAAAGAGGCUUUGGACAAAGCAGUCGAGAGCAAUGAGACUUUCAGUUGUGAAGGGAGUGGUGGAGCUGCCGAGCGUGGUGCUCUAGGACCGUUUGGAGUUUUGGUUCUGGCAGAUGAAACCCUUGCUGAGCAAACUCCAGUUUACUUCUACAUUGUAAAAGCAAAAGAUGGUUUUUUUAAGACUUUCUUCUGCACUGAUAAGUCAAGGUCAUCAGAGGCAACUGAUGUUAACAAACAGAUAUAUGGGAGUUUCGUUCCAGUGCUAGAAGGUGAAAAUUUGUCAAUGAGAAUAUUGGUGGAUCAUUCAAUAAUUGAAAGCUUUGCUCAAGGUGGGAGGUCCUGCAUCACGGCUAGGACAUACCCCACAAAAGCAAUCCAUGAAGCAGCUAGAGUAUUUUUGUUCAACAAUGCUACUAAUGCAAGUGUUACUGCCUCACUCAAGAUAUGGCAAAUGGACUCUGCAGACUUUCAAAUCUACCCGAACGAUGCUACCCGACAAUUGAGUGUUUUCACCAGCAUCCUCAUUUUAGCAGCAUAUUUAUCAUGCAUUGAAAAGUUUAUAUGGUAAUAGGUUUUAGAGAGGACCACCACCCCCCCCCCCCCCCCAAAAAAAAAAAAAAAAAAAAGAAAGAGAAAAUGGACAAAACAAAAAUCAAAUUUUUAGGAAAAAAAUCGUAAUAAUACAGCCUGUUUUCCGAGGCAUUGAAAGAGAAGAGAAACACUUGCCAACAUGUACCAAUGAAAUCUUCCCUUUCUCUCAAACAAAAAACAAAGGCUGUAUAGGAUCCCCAUUGGAUAUGGGAAACAAAUAUAUCCUCUUUCAAAAAGGCAUGAAUUUUUGUAUUAGGGUAAGCCAUGAUAUUGUCUUUGUAAUUCUUGACCAUUAUGAUAAUCAAGGGUUAGGUUACAUUAUGAUCUAUUAUUUUGUUUUUAUAUAUCUGAUGUUAAAAUAAAAAUAAAAUCGUUUC
Rubroshorea leprosula is the source of this 2510-nucleotide messenger RNA. Lineage: Eukaryota; Viridiplantae; Streptophyta; Magnoliopsida; Malvales; Dipterocarpaceae. The record is from the annotation of a GenBank genome assembly.